Molecule: messenger RNA, 1365 nt
Organism: Ectocarpus siliculosus
Lineage: Eukaryota; Phaeophyceae; Ectocarpales; Ectocarpaceae
Source: the annotation of a GenBank genome assembly
AUGGCAUCCAAGAAUAACAACCCGGACAACGCCGCCGCGACCGCCUCGCUGCUGGAGGACUUCGUGGACUUCCUGAACGAGGCAUGGACGGCCUACCACGCCACCGCCGAGGCUCGCCGUCGCCUGCUGGCGGCCGGGUUUGAGGAGCUAGACGAGUCCCAGGCAACGCACGACGUCAAGCCCGUAAGCAAGGCGUCGAAGGCGGGGUUCUUGCAGCUGGCGACGCAGCCGUACGGGGGGGGUCUGUGGCACACGUGGUUCGACCGGGACCUCGGGGUGGCGGGCAGGGCGAUCGUCAAGCGCGGGGAGGGGAAGUACUCGCACGAUUUGGUCAAGAUCAACCGCCCUGUCCUUCGGAUCCCGACGCUGGCCAUCCACCUCACCAAGGCCGACGAGCGCAAAAGCUUUAGCCCCAACCUUCAGAGCAACUUUUUCCCGGUGCUUGCCACAGAAGUGAAGGCGAAGCUCACCGCCGGUGGUGCCUCUUCGAAGGCUGCCGCGGGGGAAGGGGAGUCUCCGGGAAAAGAGGGGGGGGGGGACGAGCGACACCACGCCCUGCUGGUGGAGAUGGUGGCGGAAGAGUUGGGGUGCCAGCCGGAAGAUGUGAAGGACUUUGAGCUCCAGUUUUGGGACACGCAGCCGUCCUGCUUGGGGGGCGCGUGCUCCGAGUUCGUGUUCAGCGGCCGUCUGGACAACUUUUGCAGCUCCUGGCAGUCCAUCCGUGCCCUGAUCGACGGUUGCGAGGGGGACGGGCUGGCUUCGUGCAAGGGGGUGAGGUCGGUGUUCCUUUUCGACCACGAGGAGGUGGGCAGCACCUCGUGCCACGGCGCCGCCGGUACUCUGCUGCCGGACUGCAUGAAGAGGAUAGCAAAGGGUCUGGCGGCAUCUCCAUCAGACUUCGUCAUGGAGGCAGUCGUGCGCAAGAGCUUCCUCGUCUCUGCCGACAUGGCCCACGCGCUGCACCCCAACUACCAGGACAGGCACGACCCCGCCCUCGGCCCCAAGAUACACUCCGGCAUGGUGCUCAAGCACAACGCAAACCAGCGGUACGCGACCAACGCCGUCACCGCCUUCUUCUUCAGGGAGCUGGGCGCGCGGGCGGGCUUGCCCACGCAGGAGUUCGCGGUUAAGAGCGACUCAGCAUGUGGGAGCACGAUCGGCCCGACACUCUCCGCGCUGUCGGGCAUCAGGACGGUGGACGUGGGGUCGCCGCAGCUUUCCAUGCACUCCAUCCGGGAGAUGAUGGGGGCCGACGAUGCCGUGUUCGGUUACAGGCACAUCAAGGGUGUGUUUGUUGGCUGUUUCUCUUGUUUUUUUUUCGCUUCGGGGGCGAGGGAGGAAGGUUGUUGUUUAGGGCGGCUGUGA